Molecule: messenger RNA, 3369 nt
Organism: Hyaloperonospora brassicae
Lineage: Eukaryota; Oomycota; Peronosporomycetes; Peronosporales; Peronosporaceae
Source: the annotation of a GenBank genome assembly
AUGUCAAGCAGCUCGUCCAGUGACUUCUCGGACGACGACACGGAGGCGCCCACGCUGCAUGCGGCGCCUCCGUCCGCACUCCAUCUCGACCACAUGGUGGAGCUGGCGCAGAUUUGCUCGUUCUGUACCACGUUCCGCACGCCGCUGCGUCUCCCGAGUUUUUCGCGAACGGAGCUCCAAGAAGCGUUGCUGAGUGCCUCGAGCGGCGACAUACAACAUGUAGAACUGUUGGCUGAGUUGCACUUCAAGUUGGCGCGUGAACACCCGACGGCCAAAAUGGAGAAAAUGGUGCAAGACUGGGAAAAGACGUUGGCUCGAAAAUUGCAGGAUAACUGGCGCAAAGCUUUUACGACGAAUCCCAUGCGUGGCGGCGUAACGUACCGAGAUUUGACAGUAUUGGAUCGGGUGAAAAUUCUGGAUGCGUUAUGCCAGUGGAAAUUGGACACAUGUGGUGAGAUUCAGAAGCACAUCGCAUUACUACUGAAAGAUAACGACGACGAGGCGAUAACGAGUUUGCGAGCAGGGGAGAUAGGAACGGACGAUAAGGGUGUAUCGUAUUGGUACUUCGGUGACGAAAGCUGGGUGUAUGCUGAAGAUAAACCACGCUGGCAGCUUGAAGACCGAAAGCCGUCGUAUCUCGUGGAGUUUGCUAGCGCCAAGCGAAUUCGGUUGUCCAUUAAUUUUGAUCCGGACGGUAACGCGUCGGCUCUACCUCUUCGCUUACCACAGAAAGCGAUAUCCGCCUCCGACAAAAUCGAUCGAGACGAGAAGGCAAUCAGGGGGAUGUCUUCCGAUGACGUAAACGACGAAAAAAAGCUGGUUCUCGAAUCGGCAACUAUGAAUGGCGACGUUGUGCCUUCUGGGGCAGUGAAGUCGAAGACUGAACCGCUGACUGAUGGAGUGGUAAAGUCUGAGAAAGACGCGGUACUGCCGGUGUCUGUUAAAGCUGCUGGUUUAGUAGCAGAGGAAGAUAUUUCUGUUGUCAAAGGCGAAUCCUCGAUAAUUGCUGAGACAGGAAGUUACGGGGGAAUGGGUAAUGGUGAGUUGACUAAGGCAAGUGAGGCUGUAGACGGAAAGUGUGACGUUUCCGUUCCCGGCUUGCUCCUGCCUGUGCCUUUGGAAGAUGGUGGAAGCUUGAUUAAGUUAAGAGAUGGGGGAAAACCUACUUGCGCCCAAUCCACCAUAGCCGACGAUUUAGCAUUACAUAUUCAGUCGACGCAACUUCUGGCUAAAGUGCCAAACUGCAGCGCAACUAUCCCGAGCGACUAUGGCAAGAAAGACACGACUGUGAACGAGGAAAGCAGCGUUUUCGAAGGCUCAGGAAAGACUCUUCUAGCGAAGGCAAAUGGCGACAGACCGGGCGGUCUCUCCCGUACAAGCAUUGUGCCCAUUUUGAUCGGUAAAAAGCGUACGAUUGUUGAUGAUGACAGCAGCGAUAUCGACGCAGAAGCUGCAAGCAAUGCAAAGGCAGCUUACAAGGCGUCACAGUCUCCGAUAUUGCGGAAAAAGCGUAAAGCUAGCGCUGAGUUUGCUCACAGUGCAGCAUGUACGGACGCUGUAAAGACUGAGAGCGGAUCGAUGAUGUUGCGGGGUGAGCAAGGCAAUGGAACGGUUAUUCUUCAUGCUCAAGGGGUCAUAGCUGCGGUGACGCCGGAUACGAAACAGGUGAUCGCACCAGCGCCUGCUCCUGACCUCGUCGCAAGUAUCGCAAUGGAACGGAAGGAAACAGAAAUGCCGAAAGCUGACGUUAAGUCAUCGUCACGCAUUGCAAUUGGAAGAAUGAAGAGCCAAUCCGCCGAUGACUCGGAUGCGAAGGAUGGGUAUUCUGACGACGAUUUUGAAGCUCGACGCCCCGGGUUGCGGUCAAGAAGACCGCAUUUGACAUCAGAUGGAGACGGCAAGCAAAAUCAAGAUCGAGCAUGGAGGGCACGACGACGGCGUCGACCUUUUGAUGAUGAUGAUAUGGAUCUCGAUAUAAAAGAGAAUGAGCCGGGUAGCAGCGAUACUGGACAUUGGGUGGACUGGUCCGUGCUGAAGCGACCUCAGGGCGACUUUUGCCGCCUUUCGGCCGUUUGCCUUGCACUCGUUAACAGGCUGUUGAAGGAAGAAGCUUCGGAAAUGUUUUCUCGACCAGUGGAUCCGGAGCUUGAUGGCUGUCCGAAUUACUUGUCCGUGAUUGACCAUCCGAUGGAUCUCGGUACGAUUCGAUCGCGCGCGAAAGCCAAGUUCUACCGGAACUGGGGUUUAUUUAAGAAGGACAUCGCAUUGGUAUGGCAAAACUGCCGUACAUACAAUGCUGCCGACACAAUGGUCGUGCAGUUUGCCGCCUUGCUCGAAAAGUUGUCGCGCUCUAUGUGCAUUGCUGCAGAGAAGAAAGGAGUGGAUCGAUUGAGCGGCAAAGGAAAUGAAGGGGGUGACGGAGGUGAAGACGAUAGUGAGACAAACACUUUGAGCGACUCGAGUAAGAUUGAAUCCCGUGGCAGUGUCAACAAAGCAUGGACCGACAGCAGUGCAUCAGAAAGCCGUGAUUCCAGCCAAGAUGACGCAUCGACUGAUGACAGUGAUGCACAGGGUCACAAGCGAAGACUAACACGUACGUUGAUCAAGAAGUCGAAAACCCGAGCGCGAUCUACAAGGUCGCAUGGUGUUACCCGCCAGACUAGGCGGAGCACACGAAGCCGUUCAACCAAGAAGCGCUCUGCACCUGCUUCAAGCAGCGAGGAGUCCUUUUCCGACAAAGACACCGUGUUUUCUCCAGUGCGAAAGAGUCGACGUCAGCUUCGGAGAUCAUCCUCCAAGUCAAAUUGUAUCGUGGACGCUCCGACCGAAAACAACGACUUCAGCGACGAUGACGGUGCAACGUGCCAGCCCGUACCGCCACAAAAGCAAACCCCGACGUCUUCCUCGCUGCCUCCUUUACCGCAAACGGUACAGAAGCGCCCCAAGCCUCGACUUGUCAUAAGCGAUACUUCCAACUCUGACGACAGCUCCAGCAGCAGUGAUGAUAGCUCGUCUACCUCGUCAAGCUCCGAUUCAGAUGACUCGGACAGCGACGCACGGUCGCUGAACAACCGUCCUCAGCCACCUCCGCCGUCUGCAGUCGAUGCUUCUGCUCCACCGCCACCGUCGACUCCUCCGCCUGCUGCUGUGCCACAUGACAAAAACUUGCCCAAGCGGUCGUCGCCGAUUCAUGCUCCCAAGUUGAAAGCGAGCGAAGCGAAGAAGAUGAAGACGACGCCUAUAGCGGAGGCUGGCUACAUGCACUCCCCGCCAUUGUUAAAUUCGUACCUCUCGCCGUCUUCGUCUUCGUCGUCCGACUUUUCUUCUGGUGGCAGCGAUUCGAGUGAUGGGGACAGCGAUAGCGACUGA